UCGAUUUACAUCUCGUUUGUGCGAUAAAGCCAAGAAUGUCGUCGCUGUCGACUUCAUGCAGAAGUUCAUUGAACGAAACAAAGAAUUAAAUUCGCACAGAAACAAUCUACAGCUAAAGUGCGAGAACGUCAUGAAGUUAGAUUUCCCCGACCUAAGUUUUGACAUGGUGUUUUCCAACUGGUUGUUCAUGUAUUUAUACGACGAUGAGGCAAAAACUCUAUUAUCCCGUAUCUUGAAAUGGCUGCGUCCUGGAGGGAUAAUGUUUUUCAGGGAGUCUUGCUACACCAAAGUUGGAAACCAAGGAUGUGAAGACAAUCCAUCAGUGUUUCGCUCACCGCCUGACUACAACAAGAUGAUCAACUCUGUAACUGCAAAGACGGAGAAUGGUUCUUUUGGUUUUAAUGUACUAAUACAUGAACCGGUUGAAACCUACAUUAAAUACAAACGAAACCAACAUCAGAUAUAUUGGAUCAUGGAGCGUGUCGAAGUCUAGAACAUACAGCACGACUAGUUACUUACUGUCGAACUGUCAACAUGAUUAGGGUCCAAACAGAUUAAAAUUUAAUACGAAUAAAAUGUAUUCCAGAAUAUAAGUUGUAUUGUGUUAAAAUAUAGCAAGUUGUAUUAUUUAUUGAUCUGCAUC
Ciona intestinalis (vase tunicate) is the source of this 643-nucleotide messenger RNA. NCBI's taxonomy places the organism in Eukaryota, Metazoa, Chordata, Ascidiacea, Phlebobranchia, Cionidae. The record is from RefSeq and is a predicted model, not a curated record.